Messenger RNA from Carlito syrichta (Philippine tarsier), 1569 nucleotides. It is a transcript of the gene BIN3, whose product is annotated as bridging integrator 3. The record is from RefSeq and is a predicted model, not a curated record. Gene Ontology annotation, cellular component: cytoplasm; actin cortical patch. Gene Ontology annotation, biological process: endocytosis; actin cortical patch localization; plasma membrane tubulation. Bases 88 to 849 code for a protein of 253 amino acids. Gene Ontology annotation, molecular function: lipid binding; protein binding. The transcript has 9 exons. Lineage: Eukaryota; Metazoa; Chordata; Mammalia; Primates; Tarsiidae.
CUUCCUGGAGACUGGCUGAAUCCGGAAGUGAUCCCAGAGGAGCGAGUUGCUGUGGCGGACCCCGGCGGCAGGCCCAGGCUCGGGACCAUGAGCUGGAUUCCUUUCAAGAUUGGGCAGCCCAAGAAACAGAUUGUUCCCAAAACAGUGGAGAGAGACUUUGAAAGGGAGUAUGGAAAACUCCAGCAGCUGGAAGAGCAGACACGGAGGCUACAGAAAGACAUGAAGAAGAGCACUGAUGCCGACCUGGCCAUGUCAAAAUCUGCCGUGAAGAUCUCCUUGGACCUACUCUCUAAUCCUCUCUGUGAGCAAGAUCAGGACUUUUUGAACAUGGUAACGGCCCUGGAUACAGCCAUGAAGCGGAUGGAUGCCUUCAACCAGGAAAAGGUGAACCAGAUCCAGAAGACAGUGAUUGAGCCCUUAAAAAAGUUCGGCAGCGUCUUCCCGAGCCUCAACAUGGCAGUGAAGCGGCGGGAGCAGGCCCUGCAGGACUACAGGAGACUGCAGGCCAAGGUGGAGAAGCAUGAGGAGAAGGAGAAGACGGGGCCGGUGCUGGCCAAGCUCCACCAGGCCCGCGAGGAGCUUCGGCCUGUGCGGGAGGACUUCGAAGCCAAGAACAAGCAGCUCCUGGAUGAGAUGCCACGGUUCUACAGCAGCCGGCUCGACUACUUCCAGCCCAGCUUCGAGGCCCUGAUCCGAGCACAGGUGGUGUACUACUCCGAGAUGCACAAGAUCUUCGGGGACCUGACGCAGCAGCUGGAGCAGCCUGGCCGCUCGGAUGAGCAGCGGGAGCAGGAGAACGAGGCCAAGCUGAGCGAGCUCCGAGCCCUCUCCAUUGUGGCCGACGACUGAGUUCCCGUCACUCUGGGAGGACUCCUGGGACUCAGCCAGCCUCUCUGGUCCUGGCCUUCUGCAGGGCUGGGCUUCUGCUCCCCCCGCAGGCUGGGGUGGAGGCGGCCCUGGCCUCCCUUGGUCCUUUGUGAUGGUCUCAUUCCCUUGAGCCCGGGGCCAGGAGCCCACACAGGCUGCUGUCUCCCCACCCACAGCCCCAGAUGCAGGUAAGCAGUGCAGAAAAAUCCUAGGGGCUCUGUCAUUUCCAGAACCGUCCAGAGUACAUGCUGGCCUCAGGCUAAAGCAAGUGUCAGCCCUCCCAAGGGCGUGGGCUUUGUCAGCUCAUCUGUGGGUCUCAGGCCCACUUACAUGGUGGGGACCACAUCUACCUCCAAGACUUUCCUGGGGAGUCUGACAGCCCCCCGUUGCCUUUUCACUUCAAAGACUCUUUUUUCUGGGAGAAGCCCGUGACCCGCCAGGGGGAGAGCUGUGGUCCUCCAGCCCUCACAGGCCCUCAUGCCAUCUUCCUGUCCCGUGCAGGUCAAGUGCAGGGAUAAGCCCCAAGUCACUUGGGUUCCCAAGGUAACUGGGACUCAGUGUCACUAUCCCACCAAACAAAAUGUCACACAUCAAUUCAUAGGUCUCAAAGCAAGAACCAUAGGUUUGUGUCUCACCUGAAUAUCCGGAAUUUUAUUUUUUCAAGUAAAGUUUUCAAUAAAACCACAUAAUAUUGUGCUGUAA